CAAAGAUCUAGCCUCUGCAAGAAACGUUACGAAGCCGUUCAAAAUCACAAUCCUACAGAUGCCGAUGGAAAAGCCAUAAAAGAAUCUAUAGUCAAAUACUCGACCGACAAGCUUACAGCUUAUUCAAGCUUUCGGACAGAUACUUGAAUUUAUGCCCUGUGCAAUCACUGGGACGGCGCGAUCGCGCAGAGCGGCAAGGCAGAGUAGUUCAAUUUCAGGCAUCUUUGGCUGGUUGCUGGUAACACUUCAACUUUUGACCUCGGGAAAAGGCGAGUUCGCAAAGUUCACUGCUAUCAAUGAAUCAAUGUACCAUUACGACAAGACUAAGGCUGUGUUGGCCGCCAAGUGCCAUUUGAACGAGUUCCGUUCAUGCACCAAUGAUGCUACAACGCGAAAUCGCCAAGGUGUCUAUGUGCUGCAAAACGUCUACCAAAUGUCGUACCCGCGAACAAGUCGAGAAAUCCGCAAUAAGGCCAUUCAAAAUCUUGUCAAUGGUUUAGCUCUCAUCGAAGUAUGUGGAUUGAGAGAGUUCCCAACGAUAUAAAUGAGGGAGAUUUUGCCAUUUGCGGAGGAGGAUGAUUA
Radiomyces spectabilis is the source of this 582-nucleotide messenger RNA. RefSeq lists its product as uncharacterized. Bases 152 to 544 code for a protein of 130 amino acids. The record is from RefSeq and is a predicted model, not a curated record. NCBI's taxonomy places the organism in Eukaryota, Fungi, Mucoromycota, Mucoromycetes, Mucorales, Radiomycetaceae. The transcript has 4 exons.